Messenger RNA from Pseudogymnoascus destructans, 2521 nucleotides. RefSeq lists its product as uncharacterized. Gene Ontology annotation, biological process: actin cortical patch localization; plasma membrane tubulation; endocytosis. Gene Ontology annotation, molecular function: protein binding; lipid binding. Bases 684 to 2051 code for a protein of 455 amino acids. Lineage: Eukaryota; Fungi; Ascomycota; Leotiomycetes; Thelebolales; Thelebolaceae. The record is from RefSeq and is a predicted model, not a curated record. The transcript has 3 exons. Gene Ontology annotation, cellular component: mating projection tip; medial cortex; Rvs161p-Rvs167p complex.
UGUAGUGGCAAGCGGCAAAGGAGCUCCGAUGAAGAUCCAGCAAAUAAUAUUAGGCGACAACCGGUGAUUGGUCAAUAAGGCCAACAAAGGAAAGCCGGUUAUUCCGAACGCCGAUAACUUUUUACUGUGCCUAGUAGUGACAGUAGUUAACUCCGUAGGUACAUGUGACUACAGUACAAUAACAGUAUAUUACCAAAGUACUCUUCAGCAACAGGACUGUACAAACUAAGAUGCGACGAUGGUGGGCGCUGUGGUUCGUCUUUUUGGCUGGUGGGAUAGGGAAGGAGGAAGUAAAAGGAAGGAAGCACUCACUACGACUACAGAGUACCAAUUGAAUAGAUUAGUAUACUCUAUAACAUAACGAAUAGCUUCAUCUGUUGACGAAACACACAACUCUCCAAGGCACCUGUCUUACUCUACUCUAACUUGGCUGUUCGCGGGGCAUUUUAUUACUGCGGCGCCAGGUCACUCAAAGCUCAGCCGCACAGCCGCACAGCCACGACGGUAGAUGGAGCAAUCCUCGUCAUCGCCCCUCGGCAGUCAUUAAAGACCUCACAUCUCGCAUUAUUAUUCGCACCACUUGGGCCAUUUCAAUCGUUGCGCUUCAUACCGCACAACGAUUUUGCUGUAUUGUACAUACCCAGCACUAAUAUCUGCCCCUGUGGCAGACACCACCCGACGACAUGAGUUUCAAGGGCUUCCAGAAGAGCGUCAUCAGGGCGCCGCAGGUGUUCAAGCAGAGGCUUAAUCUUGGGGAACAGACCAAGGACCCGAUAUUCAUAGACGCAGAACGCCGUUUUCAGGAGCUCGAGGAGCAGACAAAGAGGCUCCAUGAGGAGUCCCGCAAGUACACGAAUGCCGUCAAUGGCAUGCUCACCCAUCAGAUCAAUUUCUCGCAGGCCAUAGCAGAGAUCUACAAACCUAUAUCCGGUCGAGUAUCGGAUCCGGACUCGAUCGUCCCGGAGGGCAACCCGGAAGGCAUUCAAGCGUGCGAGGAAUAUGAAGCUAUCGUCAAGGAGCUCCAAGUUACCUUGGAACCGGAGUUGCAGAUGGUCGAAAGUCGUAUCGUCCACCCCGCUGAAGAACUCAUGAUUGUAGUCAAGCAGAUUCGCAAGGGCGUCCUCAAGCGUGAGCACAAGCAGCUCGACUUCGACCGCCACCGCGCCACACUCAAGAAGCUCCAGGACAAAAAGGACAAGUCCAUGAAGGACGAGAAGGCGAUGUACAAGGCAGAGAAUGAGGUCGAGCAAGCGACGCAGGAGUUCAACUACUUCAACAAUCUCCUCAAGGAGGAGCUCCCCAAACUGUUCCGCCUCGAGCGGGAGUUCAUCAUCCCUCUAUUCCAAUCCUUCUACUACAUGCAGCUCAACAUCUUCUACACCCUCCAUGAGCGCAUGCAGGGCUGCGACAUCGGCUACUUCAACCUUACCCUCGGCAUCGAGGAGGCCUUUGAGGCCAAGCGCGGCGAAAUUCAGCAAGCAGCCGAAGCCCUCUCCAUAGCAAAAUUCCGCACUCGGGGCGCAAAAAGACCCCCGAAGUACGGCCCAGGCGCCGCCGCCGGCCGUCUCGGAAUUGAGAGCGACACCAGUCAGCUCGCCAUCGAAGACAAGCCCGGCAGCUCAUCCGCCUCACCGUAUCAGGCGCCUACCUCGCCCUCACCGGGACCGACACGCACGUCCUUCUCCGACGCCCCCCCACCAGCAUACAACACCGUCGGCGCCUCGUCAUCACUCGCCCCGCACGGCGAUACCAAGAGCGGCAUCGGCCGGGCGAACUCAACAGGUGCGAACUGGGGCGCCGCAGCGAAGGCAAAGGGCGCCGCGCCGCCGCCGCCAAAGCCGAAACCGAGUCGCUUCAGCGAAGUGCCAGUCGCGGAGACGGUGACGGCGCUGUAUGACUACGAGGCACAGGCGGAGGGGGAUCUGAGUUUUGCCACGGGGGAUGUGAUCGAGAUUAUUCACAGGACGCAGAAUGACAAUGAAUGGUGGACGGGGAGAGUUGGUUCGAAGGAGGGGCAAUUUCCUGGAAACUACGUACAACUAAACAAGUAAUAACCGGGCGUCGCUCACACACCCCUCUCGACAAGCCUGUGCGACCCCGCUGGGUAGCAGCGGCACGCCCCAAGACGAGAGAUAUCGAGGACCCAUGCUCAGGCUUGUGCGGGCCGGUGCCGCGCGACAGGCCCGAGGAAGGAGGUGGGGGUGUAACACGGGGCUGCGCCGUAGAUCCCGCGCGCUUGGCAGGUCAGGACAUAGGAGGGCGGAGUUAGUUAGGGUGAAGAUUGGGGAGGGGUUGUUGGUUAUGCAGCUUUCUCGGUGUGCGGCCUCCUAGUAAAGUGCAAUCUCAAAAGGUGUUGUGGGCAUGGAUUGGAGGGUGGGAGGGGAGUGGCAUCAAAGCAUGCGGUAUACACAGAUAGAUGAGCCGCCGGGGUAGAUUAGGAUAGACGACGGCGCGGGGGUGUUAUAGAAGGCAGAGCAGACAGCGUAUUGUCAAUACUAAUGGAGUAUUUACUUACCCACCG